Messenger RNA from Linum tenue, 7729 nucleotides. Lineage: Eukaryota; Viridiplantae; Streptophyta; Magnoliopsida; Malpighiales; Linaceae. The record is from the annotation of a GenBank genome assembly.
GUUGACUGUCACCUAAACAAAACUUAACGGAGACUAAUAACCAAUGACCAAACUUGGAUUAUGUAACUAAUUUGAGUGACUAUUGAUGUAAUAAAUUAAUCUUAAUAGCAUGAACUUUUAUAAUAAUUCUGGUGACCAAACCUGUAAUUUACCCAUUAAUCCCCGUUCGAAAUCGACCAUAUCAUUGUGCGCCAGCCACCUCCAGUGAGAGGUCGGAGUUCUCCGUUCGCCUCGCCGGCCUUCUCAGCGGUGAGUAUCAACUGGGAAAGCACCAUGAGCUCCUCUAGCAACAAAUCGAGGAACUUCCGCCGCCGACCAGACCACGACGAGCCCAAUCCCGACGACGCCGCCGCUGCAGUCGCCCCGUCACCUGAUCCCUCACGCAAACCGGCGCCAGCGGCACCUUCAUCUGCUUCCGGUUCUUCCAAGCCGAAGAAGCUUCUUAGUUUCGCCGACGACGAAAGGGAAGACGACGAUUCCGCCGCUGUCACACCUCUUAAUCUUUCUUCCCGCCCUUCUGGUAGGCGUAAACCUCCUUCCUCUUCGGCUUCUUCUUCUUCUCGACUGGGAAAACCUAGUUCUUCCUCCCACAAGCUCACCGCCUCCAAGGACCGAGUUCCUCUUAGCUCCCCGGCUAACACCUCCAAUGUCAUUCCCCAGGCCGGGACUUACACAAAAGAAGCCCUUCUCGAGCUCCAAAAGAAUGCGCGCACCCUCGCUAAACCUUCCUCCAAGCCCUCUCCUGCCUCCACCUCCUCUGAGCCUAAGAUCAUUCUCAAGGGCCUUCUCAAGCCCGCUCCUCCCUCCCCCCACCAAACCCUAGGAGACCGCUAUGUUUCUGAUCAUCUUAAUAGUAACAACGCAGACGAUGAUGACGACCCAUUUGAAGAUCGAUUGGCGUCAAUGGGUUUGGGGAAAUCGAAAUCCGGAAUCAUCCCUGACGAGGAAAGAAUCAGGAAGAUUAAGGCUGAGAGGGAGAAGAAGAGGCACUCCAGUUCUUCUGCCCCUGACUUCAUCCCUCUCAAUGGACCUACUAAUGAUGCUCAAGGGUCGAGUGACGAUGAUGACGAGCUUGAGCUUAGAACCCGUGUUGCUUUGGUGGGCAGGAAAGACGGCAACACUCAUGGCGUCUUUGAGGAUGUCGAGCAUCUUCCCCCGUCUGCUGCUGUUUCGGCCAGAUAUACGAAUGUGGUUGAAGAUGUUGCUAAUGAUGGUGGUGAUGAUGAAGACGAAGCUUACAAAAUUUGGGAACGAGAGCAGUUAGGGAAGGCCUUGGGGAGGAGAAUGGAUGAUGCUUCUGCUGGUGCUACUAAUAGAGCUGUUGCAGGUGGUGUCAGUUCUCAUAACACUGCCACGAUGAUGAUGCCACCACCUCUACCACAGCAGCAGCAGCAGCAGCAGCAUAGGGUCAGUAGUGCGUACCCGAACAUUGGAGGAGGUUUUAUGGCAUCUCAAGGGUUGGAUAACUUGACCAUUCCACAGCAGGCCGAAGUUGCUUUGAAGGCAUUGCAGGAUAAUUUCAGGAGGAUAAAGGAAUCUCAUGAUAGAACUGUUUCAGCACUAGAAAGAACUGACGAUAACUUAACUUCCUCGCUGGAUAAUAUUACUGCUCUUGAAGGGUCCUUGUCAGUCGCUGGUGAGAAGUUCAUCUUUAUGCAAAGGCUUCGUGACUUUGUUUCUGUUUUAUGUGAUUUUUUGCAGGAUAAAGCUGCGUAUAUAGAGGAGCUUGAAGAGCGAAUGCAAAAGGUUCAAGAGGAACGUGCAGCGGCUAUUUUGGAACGAAGAAUUGCCGAUGAUCAUGAUGAAAUGGUGGGAGUAGAUACAGCUGUCAAAGCAGCAAUGCUAGUCUUCAAGGAACGUGGCCAUUCUGCAUUAAUGAUUAGUGCUGCUGCAAGUGCUGCGCAUACAGCUUCAGCUGCCUUGAAAGUUCAAGAAAAAGCAAUUCUACCAGAGUUAGAUGAACUGGGUAGAGAUAUGAGCAUGUAUAAGCGCAUGGAGAUGAAGCGGCGGGCUGAAGCCCGUCAACGUAGGAGAGCUAAGUUUGAUUCAAAGAGAAUUUCAUCAUCAAUGGAAGUUGAUGACAGCUCUGCUGAACAGAAAAUAGAAGGAGAAUCAAGCACUGAAGAGAGCGAGAGCGAGAGUGAAGCUUACCGGUCGAGUCGGGAUAGGUGUCUUGAACCAGUGGAUCAAAUUUUGAGCGAUGCCUCUGAGGAAUUUUCCCAGCUUUCUGUGGUAAAAGAAAGAUUAGAGAAAUGGAAACAGGAAUAUGCAGGGAGCUAUCGGGAUGCGUACAUGUCGCUCAGUGUACCAGCAAUCUUCUCUCCCUAUGUGAGACUAGAGCUUCUUCACUGGGACCCUCUUCGCAAGUCUGAUGACUUUUUUGACAUGAAUUGGCAUUCUCAGUUAUUCAACUAUGGUAUACCAGAGGGAGCAUCUGAUUUGAAUUCAGAGGAUUCUGACAGCAACCUUAUUCCUCAACUGGUGGAAAAAAUUGCUGUCCCGAAGUUGCAUCACCAAAUCGUCCACUGUUGGGACACGCUCAGUACCCUGGAAACAGGAAAUGCUGUUGCUGCCACAAGCAUGGUGAUAAAUUAUGUUCCAGCCUCAAGUCAGGCUCUAUCAGAACUAUUAGUUGCAGUUCGCACUCGACUUGCUGAUACAGCAUCCAACAUUGUGGUCCCUAACUGGAGCUCUCUCGUUCUAAAGGCAGUCCCCAGUGCAUCGCGAAUAGCAGUGUAUCGGUUUGGAGUCUCGGUUCGUUUGAUGAGGAAUAUCUGCUUGUGGAAGGAUAUUCUCGCGAUGCCGGUUCUAGAGGAGCUUGCUCUGGAUGAGCUCUUGUGCAGGAAGGUCCUGCCUCAUGUUCAAAGCAUUUCGUCGGACGUUCAUGACGCGAUUGCCAGAACUGAGAGGAUUGUUGCUUCUUUAUCCGGGGUUUGGACUGGUCCAAAUGUCACCGGGGAUCGCAGUGGCAAGUUGCAGGUGCUGGUGGACUUUGUGGUAUCAUUAGGAAGGACACUGGAGAAGAAGCAGGCAGCUUUGGGGGUGAGCGAGGGGGAGACUAGUGGGCUUGCUCGACGCCUGAAGAAGAUGUUGGUUGAACUCAAUGACUACGACAAUGCACGACGCAUUGCGAAAGCCUUUUGUCUGAGGGAGGCUUUGUGAGUAAGAAUGUGAUACGAAGGAAGAUCGUAGUUUACUGAGGCAAGGUGAUGAAGGGACUUUAACUGGAGAAGAGAGAGAAUAGGAUGAGGCCAUGUUAGCGUUGUUUCUGUUGAUCGAUUCUAGUAAUAUGGCGGCAACAAGCUUUGAUCUUGUUUCUCUCAUGUACAACUUCAAGCAGGAGAAUUGCGUGGAUGCUGUGCUACAACUUCCAUCUUUACCUCAUAGUAUUUGGUAGUAACGCAAACGAAAGAAUGUGGCUUUAAGCCAACAAUGUUGUUGCUCAAAUGGUUAUGUUAUUAGAUAUUGAUCUGAACCAUAUAUAUCACACGCAUCAAACCCCACAUAUAUCACAAAUACCAAAUGGCAAUCGAAUUUUGCCCUUUGCCACCACUCUUUAUUGUUUCUCAGUUGAACAAAUCACAGCAUAUACCCUUUCUAUUUUUUCCACCCCUUAACUUACACCACUUGCACUAUAACCCCUCCAAAAAGAAAGGCAACCACAACAAAAGCAACCGAAAAAUGGAAGUAAACGUGAUCAACAUGAGCUGAUUCUUCACAACCCAAAUCCAAAAAUGGAGAGCCAAAGCUCAAAACUUUCCAAAACCCACAACACCAAACUCUCCAGUCUCCACCCAUCAUUCGCUCUCCACGAGCAAACAAUAGUGCGAAACUUACCCAAGUUCCAAAUCCAAUAAUAAAAAAAAAAGACCUGCAAUCACAAACAAAACAUCAGUCAGUUCCCCCACGGCACCCGAAGCUAGUUUAGAAGCAGCUACGAUAAUUUGCAGAAGCGUCUGUUAUUUAAUUGAUUUGGAAUGUAAGAUACUAGAACCAUACGAGUAGUAGGAAACCAUAUAUGGUAGUGCAGGAGAGCAUGGAGUUAAAGAAUUUUGAUUAACAUCUGCAACUUCAAGAUAUUUAAACAAACCUGACUAAUGUUUUUGUUUUCAUUUUAUCUACUGUCCUGCAAAAGGGUUGAUAGCCAUGCCUCAAAAACCAUCCAGAGAUAGUAGUGUCCAUGUUGACAGAUAAAUGGGAUAAUGCUAUUAGGGCAGAAAUGGAUAUUACUAGGUUAGAAGUCGGAUGAAAACCACGGAAAGCUGUUUAUGCAUGCAUAACCAAAUGUCGACUCAACAAAGCACCAAUGAGAAGAGUAGUGCGGGACGAAAGUUCUAAAUCUAGAAAAACUCAAAGCCUGUGGCCCGUGUAACAGUUCUCAACGCAACCCAGUAUCAAGUGGAACUUAUCAUCAAUCAGGUGUACAACAAAGUUAACUUGGACCCAUUUCCCUUCAGAAGGCAGCAACAAACACAGCUUUUCUUCAGUGGAUAGAUUAGUACUUCAUCACCAAAAUCUCUGUUUGUUCAUAGUUGAGUUCUUCACCUAAGAUGUUUCAACCGCAACCAGUUUGCAUAUUCUGAAGUCAUAUUUUAUGCUCAAGCAAUCAAAUACAUAAACUAGGCAACCCUACUAGUUAGCAUGUUCAUCGACUGAUAUCAGAUUUCUAUCAGAGCAUCCUCAUUUUGGAUAUUGAUGGAACUAAUACAAGCACAUAAUUCCGGCUAAACUCUAGCUCAGUACCUUUGCUCGCAACUCUAAAAUUAGUUUUUCCAGGACAGCUAGAAAGCAAAGGAACAGGGUGUGGCAUGGCCGGAAUCCAAUAGGUCAAAGCUACUAGAUGAGCAGAUGAAUGCUUACCUGUAUUUGACUGGCAGCAACGUGUAAUCCUUUUGCAAGAUGAACCACCAAAAAAUCUGAAGAAUCUGUAUAACAACACUCCAAGAAUGCCCAACUACACAUAAAGUAUCAAAAUGACUCCAACAUAUAGUGAAGCUUUGGAGCCCGACGACGAAACAAUGGCUCCAACCUAAAAGAUGGAACACCAAUUUCCCACCUCUUAGCAUCAUACAUUUCAUUCCAUGCUUGUACUAUCUCAUCAAUUUUGAAGCUCAAACCAUCAAAAGCUGUUACAUUGGAACAGUGAUUCUUUAUCAUAACUGCUAUAUCUGUUGGAGAAGCUCCAGCAAGUUCAAACUUUUCAACGGCAACCUCCAGACAUUCUUCCCAAGUUGGCAGCUCUAGCCUAUACUCCACAACAGAACGCUCAUACAACAUAGUACCCCAUAAGAGGUUUAUCUGGGAGCUCAUGUUUGCCGCCUGCUCUGCAGCUUCUUCAGGUGAUAGCUCUUUCAAUAGAUUAUCCAGCCCCAAUUUCUCUAGCUGACAUUUAUACUUGUCAAAUUUGGAGAUUCCAUUUUGGCGUUGCUCCCCAAUCUCCUCCCACAUCUGCAUACCUCUUUCCAUGCAGUCUUCAGCCUUGUUGUACAGGUCUAGCACCUCUUCAGAAGGCCCAUUCUCCAAAUCGAUCUUGCUACCAAUAGCAUGAUACCAACAAAGCUUUGCUUGCUCAAACUGCUGCUGACCAAGUGCCAGAAGACUUUCAUAGAAGUCUGGUUUUAAUUUAAGGGCCUCAUGGUAUCUCUCUCCGGCCUUCACGUAUUCAGUCUUCCCCCAUUCAUAGGCACUCUUAACUAGUUCCAGUAAUGUCUCCCUGGAACCAUCUUCAGGGAAAAAGACCCGCUUCCUAGCUCUUGACAUGUGAACAUUCCCCCAAUUGAAUAAGGCCAAUGCUGCCAUCUCUUGAAAUUUGUCAACAGCAAUAUCAAACAGCUCCUGGGCUUCUUCACUUGUUACAGUAUCCUCCAUUGCCUCUGAGUAUAGCUUCAUCCCCAGUUCAUGAAUAUCCAGAUAAUUAUCAGAAUCAAAACCAACAUGGUUCUUGAACAAUCGUGCAAACUGGAUAAUCCAAUCAUCGAUGGAAGCAGACUCGAUUUGAGGCUCAUUGCUUCCUACCCCACCAUUCCCAUUCUCAGGAGCAACAAGAGUUUGUUCCUGACUGCUAACAUUUGCAUUCUCAUCUGUCUUUGUUCGCUCAUAAGCUGGCUCUAGAUCCAGGCUGACCUCAACAACAUAGAACUUGAGAGAUCCUUGUGAGCCAAUAGAUGAUUCUGCUAACCUCAGCUCAUCCGUGGAAGUAAUAGUAACCAAAUCACCCUCUUGGUCCCUAUACUUCACAAGAACACCUCUCAAGCCAGGAAACCUGUCUCGAACUAUAUCCCUUAGCAACCCAACAGUACAAUUCGCAGGCAACUGUGCCCACCUUAUAUCUUCUCCUAAGACCAACUUCACGGACUUGGAAAUUGGCUUCUCUUCUUCCUUAACCUCUUUAUUCACCAGUCUCUCCGCCUGAACAGUCUUCACAAUCACUUCUUUCGUCUUAAUCACAGGAGUCACUUUCUUCUCCUCCACAACAACCUUCUCUUUCUCAUCUGCCUUCUUCUCCUCUACUUUAUCACCCUUCUUCUUCUUCUUUAUCUUCUCUUUCACAACUUUGCGCAAACGAGAGGCACCAACAACCUUCUCUGCCUCCUCAGCAGCAAUGGACUGUUCAUCAAAGCUAAUGCCCUUAUCAGCCAUAGCCUGUUUAAUACUUUCGAGAAUCUCCAAGGCAGCAGAGUUAUUGGGUUCCAUGGUCAAAACAUGCUUAACAUCUCUCCGAGCCAAAUCCAAUCGAUUCAAGGCCUCAUAACAUCUAGCUCUCUUCAAUAAGGCCUUACUGUAUUUGGGAGAAACCUCCAAAGCCAAAUUACACUCGUUAAUAGCACGAGGAUACUCACCAAGACCCAUCUGCAUAUAGCAAGCGGCCAUGUUGGUGCGCAGAUAAGCAACGUCAAUAUGGUUCUUGGGAAGUAGCUUGACGGACUUUUCAUACUUCAACAUGGCCCCUUCAUGGUCACGCUUCUGGAACAGCCUGUUGCCUUCUUCUUUGAGCUCCAGUGCCAUGUUGAUGAAGAUUGUUGUGUCCUCGUCAAAGGCCUUGGAAGACUUGUCAGAUGAGCUCUUGGGCAGCUGCUUAACGUUGUUGCUGCUGCUAUCGCCUCUGGGCGUCCUGGGGGAUUGAGGAGCAGUCUUCUUCCCCGUUGGCUUUCCCAUUUCCCGAUUGCAACUUUUUUCUUCAGAUCUACGGAGUCAGCAAAGACAAGCAAUCAAAGGCAGACCAUAGGAGAAAUCACAAGUUGGGUUUUUUACUCCUAUUCUAUUCUAAUCAAAACACCCCCAGCUGCCCAAGGAAGAUCAAGAUAACUAGAGGCCACAGACGCCGAAACCCAGUAAAGCAAAGGACGGGAAGAAAUGAAAUAUGUGCAGAAAAUCAAUAAAGCUCCCAACUUCACAAAUUCAACGGCUCCGGGAAAACGGGGAGAAAGAACUAAAAGAAGAAACAAAGGAGAAAAACAGGGGAAACCCAGAAGAGGGACAAGGAAAAAAAGGCCCUUUUUAUAUCCCUCUGAAGAACUCUUAAUCAAUUGUCUCUGUAGGACAGAGAUUUACAGAGCCAAUCCAGAUAGACGGGUAGAAAGGUCAGGUUUGGUAGGGGAUAAUUUCUUGGUGUGCAGAAAUGGAAAGGUAGGCUUCAGGAGGGAAAUGAAUGUGCCAGGGGAAUAAGAAGGAAUGUGGUGGAGGAAGCAGAACAGAAAGAACAAAGACGAUACAGAGAGAGACAUUCAAU